GUCCUCCUGCUGCUUUUCCGUGGUGGUGCGCGCCAAAGCGGUCGGUGAAAUCUUCUUGUUCUCGCCAUCUGUUCGUAAAUCUCACUUCAAAGCAAGACAACAAAAAUAAUUUAGGAGUUCACAGCUUCCCCACAAGCAGAUCCCUUCGCAGGCAAACAACUGAACUCACACGGACACACGCACGCACGCACGCACACAACACCAAACAAAAGAGAAAACGGAAUGCUGCGUUGCUCACGGUUGACGCGUGCGGCGCUGCUGAGUGCCACGCUGGUGCGUCGGUCUGCUCUUCCGACAGCUGGCGCCGCUGUGGAACCCACCAAGGCAGGUUUGAACCCCACAGCGACUGGCAGCAACACGGCACAGCACGUGGAAACGGGUUCUCUGCAGCACUCCAAGGAAGAAAGUAAUGCCCCUUCAGCCCAUCUAGCAGAGGACGUCGUCCAGCCCCCACCCCUUCACCACCAACCCAAGUUUCUUUUAAAGGGUCGUCGUGGCAACAUGGCACCGGAAUACUACUCCACUCGUAGCAACGCGGGCCACCCUGAUGCCGUGGCGGAGUUGCUCGGUGCUGGCCGUGACGACCCGGAGUGGAUGUGGCUGAAGCUGCUGUGCUUCCUAUGCGUGAUGGCCACCUUCGGCACGACCUUAUACGGCUACUUCUUUGCCGAGCACGUGAAGUACUUCCUGGAUGAGCCGUGGUCCCGACUUAACUACUAA
Molecule: messenger RNA, 720 nt
Organism: Leptomonas pyrrhocoris
Lineage: Eukaryota; Euglenozoa; Kinetoplastea; Trypanosomatida; Trypanosomatidae
Exons: 1
Coding region: 223-720 (165 amino acids)
Source: RefSeq, a predicted model, not a curated record